Papilio machaon (common yellow swallowtail) is the source of this 1608-nucleotide messenger RNA. RefSeq names its product odorant receptor 46a-like. The transcript is spliced from 9 exons. Lineage: Eukaryota; Metazoa; Arthropoda; Insecta; Lepidoptera; Papilionidae. Gene Ontology annotation, biological process: detection of chemical stimulus involved in sensory perception of smell; sensory perception of smell. Gene Ontology annotation, molecular function: odorant binding; olfactory receptor activity. Gene Ontology annotation, cellular component: plasma membrane. The record is from RefSeq and is a predicted model, not a curated record. The coding region runs from base 1 to 1608 and encodes 535 amino acids.
AUGACAGUCACGUCAGAGUGUUUCUCUAAAAAUGUAUUAGCUUGGAAAAUAUUCGGACUAUGGCCCGGGGCUAACACGAAUAAAUAUUACAAAUACUUUUCUUUUAUAUACAUUAAUUUAACUCUAACAGUUUUUAAUUUGUUAUUGACGAUAAAUCUAUUCUACACUUAUGAUCAAUUGGAAAACUUAAUGCAUGAAGUUAUUUUUUUUUUCACCGAAAUAACCGUUGUGGCUAAAUGUUGUAUGGUUUUUUUUUAUAAGAAAAAAAUAAUUGUGGCAUUUGCAAUUCUAGAUUCCGAUGAUUUUAAAGGAAUCGAUAAAACAUCCAAGGAGAUAAUAGAAAACGACGUGUCAAAGUACAAAAAAAUGUCUAACCUUUACUUUUGUUUUUGUCACUUGUCAUACAUUUUAGGAGUAGCACCGGUUAUUGUUGAAUAUUUUCUGAAAAAUCAUUCUGAAUUGCCUAUAUCAAGAUAUAAUUUUCUUAGUGAUGAAAUAAGACAAAGAUAUUAUAAAAUUUUGUAUUUUUAUCAAAGCUUAAGUAUGUAUGGACAUCUGAUUUAUAACAUUUCUGUAGAUACAUUGAUAAAUGGCUUUAUUUUUUUAACAAUCACACAGUUAAAGGUACUUAAAUAUAAAUUGAAAGGAUUAAAUUUUAAAAAACAGAAUCUUAAUUCAGAAAACAAUGUAAAUGUUUGGAGUUUAAAUCACUGCUUAAAACAUUAUGAUGUUAUUUUAAGAUAUCAAUCUAUCGUGCAAGAAAUAUCAAGUGUCACAUUAUUCGCAAAUUUUGGAAUGGCAUCUGAAAUUAUCUGCGUCACAUUAUGUGGAUUUUACUUGGGCACUUCUGUCAACUCUUUGUUAUUUCUUUUCAUGUACAUGACGGCCAUGGUAUUAAUUAUAUUUGUACCGUCAUGGUUGGGUACUCAGCUUAUAUACGAGAGUCAAGAAUUAGGCUAUGCAGCCUACUGUUCUGAUUGGAUAAACAGUUCUAAAAAGUCCAAAAAAAGCAUACUUAUUUUUAUGGAGCGAACAAAAACACCAAUGUGUGUAGUCGGCAUGAAAAUGUUUCUUGUAUCACUCAACACCUUUAUUACGAUCAUGAAAACUGCUUACUCUAUCUUUACUUUAAUAAAUAGAUUUACGAAUAUGACAUACAUACAAUCUAUGUGUAAAAUAUUUUUUUGCAGAUAUCAAUCUAUCGUGCAAGAAAUAACAAGUGUCACAUUAUUCGUAAUUUUUGGAGUGGCAUCUGCAAUUAUCUGCGUCACAUUAUGUGGAUUUUUUUUGGGCACUUCUGUCAACUCUUUGUUAUUUCUUUUCACGUACAUUACGGCCAUGGUAUUAAUUAUAUUUGUACCGUCAUGGUUGGGUACUCAACUUAUGUACGAGAGUCAAGAAUUAGGAUAUGCAGCCUACUGUUCUGAUUGGAUAAACAGUUCCAAAGAGUCCAAAAGAAGCAUACUUAUUUUUAUGGAGCGAACAAAAACACCAAUGUGUGUAGUCGGCAUGAAAAUGUUCCUUUUAUCACUCAACACCUUUAUUACGAUCAUGAAAACUGCUUACUCCUUCUUUACUUUAAUAAAUAGAUUUAGGAAUAUGAAAUAG